CUGUUCAGACACACAGACAAUCUGGCUCCCCUCUCAGCUUUACCAAACGGAUUACUGAACCACCACCCAACCGAGACACUACCCACACCAGCUGCGACUUGCUGCAAUGUGCAAAGGAUUAGCAUCGCUGCCUACCUGCUGCUUGGAAAGGGCCAAGGAGCUGAAAGCAAGACUGGGAAGCAUCAUGCAGAUGCCGAAUUGGAAUCUAUCCAGCUUCAAGAUUGGGCAAAAUAAGCCAUCCCUAGAGGAAUGUCUUCGGUGGAAAGAGUCCUUUGAAAAGCUCCUGUCCAGCAAAUAUGGACUGUGUGCCUUCACAGCUUUCCUGGUAUCCGAGUUCAGCGAGGAGAACAUUGCUUUCUACUUUGCCUGUGAGGAUUACAGGUGUACCAAGUCUCCUGCCAAACUACCAGUCAAAGCACAGAAGAUCUAUGAUGAAUUCAUCGGCAAUGAUGCUCCCCGGGAGAUUAACAUCGACCACGAAACACGCGACCUCACCAAAGCCAACAUGCUGGCACUGUCAUCGUCCUGCUUCGACGUGGCCCAGCACAAGAUCUACAUGCUCAUGGCCAAAGACUGCUACCCACGCUUCCUCCGCUCUCCAGUAUACAGGGAUCUAGUGUGCCAAGCCAGACCAAGCACCAAGGCCACCAAGCAGCAGGAGAAGAAGGCGUGAAAUCUCCCCGCGAGCCAAUGAAGAAUUGUUUGUGGUUCGCCUUAAGGGUUGAGAUGGCAUGACAGGCAUGACAUUAGAUGCUGCAUCAAGAAGCUGAGCGCGGGUGCAGACACAGAGAUUGUCAUGAGAGCAGCCGUGGAUAGGCUUGUUCAGUAACCCCCUCUACAGGAAGAAACAAAAAGGUUUAUAGAAAUGAAAAUGGAGGGGGGGGGGGGGGGGGGCUGAUGCCUCCAGUGGACUUGUGUAUGAAUUAAGAUGAAGCUUGGACAGCAAGUAAAAAGACUGACCAACAUGGAGAGUAGGAGAAGCUAGAAAGCACUUUUCUUUGCCGCCAGGCAACCUUUUGUUGUUGUGAUGUGCAAUGUCCCUUUGUGAAACAAUUACAAGGUCUCAUUUGUGAAGAGGAACAUGUUAUUUAUUUUGUAUUUAUUUGCAUGUCAUGUUUGUUACAUUGUUACCAAACAAAGAUGAAGGAAAAAAUGUGCAAUCUAAUUUAUAAGACUUUAAUAAUAUUUUUACCACUGUUUUCUUUUUGUACAUACCUGAAAAUAAUUAUAAUUAUUUCAAAA
Molecule: messenger RNA, 1242 nt
Organism: Labrus bergylta (ballan wrasse)
Lineage: Eukaryota; Metazoa; Chordata; Actinopteri; Labriformes; Labridae
Product: regulator of G-protein signaling 5
Source: RefSeq, a predicted model, not a curated record